AUGAACCACAACAGUCGCAAUCACCAUCUUGUAGUCGCUUGUUGUCUAAUUUCAUUGGCUGUUCUUUACUGUUCUUUAGUUUUUGCUCAAGAUAUCACAUUGCCCUUGACUUUCAAUGUCAAUGCUCAUCGCUUCAAUUCUUCCUUGACCGUUCGAGGUACUGGAACUGUUAAAAUUCCGGUCACUCAAGCUGAUAUUACCCUCUCUGUGGAGGCCCAAAGACCAACUGCCACAGAAGCUCAACGAGUCGUGGGAGACUCUUCAGCUCGUGUCGUUCAAACCUUGCAACAAAUGGAUUAUGUUUUCAAAUUGAGAACAUCAUCCAUUUCAUUGUUUCCUGUGUACACCUAUAACGAAAGCUCAAAGGAGAGUUAUGUGAGUGGUUAUCGUUCAUCAAAUACAGUUUCCUUCUCUCUGAGUGAGUUGAGAAAUACUGGUGCCGUGUUGGACAAAUUAGUCGAGUUAGGUGUCACCACCAUUAGUGCCAUGAAUUUGGUGGCGAAUGAAACACAAAUAGCUCAAGCACGUAAUAAGGCAAACGAGUUGGCCGUGCAGGAUGCGAUGGCCAAGGCAAGUCGAGUGUUGAGUGCCAUCUAUGAUGCUGCUUCGAUGGAUAUCUUGAAACAACGAUUGGAAAUUACAGAAGUGAAUAUUGAAGGAAGUGCUCCUGUUGCUUUACCAGUCCCAAUGUACAGCGCAGCAGGAGGUGAUAACAGCAAGUUUGUGGCAUCUUCAGCAAUACCUGUGGUUGGAGGAGAUCAAACAGUAGAGUCCUACGUUUCACUUAAAUUGCAAUAUUAA
Naegleria fowleri is the source of this 801-nucleotide messenger RNA. RefSeq lists its product as uncharacterized. Bases 1 to 801 code for a protein of 266 amino acids. The record is from RefSeq and is a predicted model, not a curated record. Gene Ontology annotation, biological process: DNA damage response. Gene Ontology annotation, cellular component: external side of plasma membrane. The transcript has a single exon. Lineage: Eukaryota; Heterolobosea; Eutetramitea; Acrasida; Naegleriidae.